AUGGGACCCUGCGAUCUGGUGGUGCUUUCACAGGAGCUGAGCAGCGACACCGACUUGUCCACGGCCUUCGACUCGAAACACUCCCUGGCCAGCAGCUUUGUGAGCCCUGCCGUCCCCGAGCAGAUGACACUCGGUAGCAUCGAUACUGCCGCACUGGGGGACCUGGAAAACGACACACUGGCCGUGACGGUAGCAAGUCUCGUUGAUGUGUACACCCGUUUCGACUGGGCGGGAUUUGCCGUGCGUUGCUCGUCCAUGACGGUGCCCACCCAACUUGACAGGCUGCUCGAGGCCUUAAGCGAGCGUGGCAUUUCUUGCAUCAUCCUUUGCCACCAUGACUGUGAGAUACUCGACAGCUUGAGCUUUGCCUACGCCUCUGGCAUUAUCAUUGAAAACGCCUGCAUUCUCGAGAAUGGGGAGCGACGGGGGUACUUCCAAGCUCGACGCAUUCGUGACGUCAUGGUGCGAUGUGCACGUGUACGUGAUCAACGUGCGGACGAUGGCUUUUUCGUUGGGUUUUUGGACCGGUGGCGACAGCGACCGCACCCAUCCGUGGUCAAGAGAUCCAUCAAGAUCGCCGAGCACUUCGGCGCCAUUCUCCAGCAUGGUCCCCUUCAAAUAACCACGUUGGGUGGUUCCGAGAAGCCAACAUCGCCAUCCAAGACCAUCAGUGGCUUUGAAUACUUGCGUCGCGCCGAGAUUGUCGAGCUCCAAAAGUCUUGGACUUCAGGGGGCCGCACAGUCGUCGUCGCCGACAACGGCGAUCCGUCGCCCGCGUCUGACAUUGUUUCCCGGCUGCCCCUCGACGACAUUGAACAUCUCAUAUUUGGUGCCACUGCCACCUUUGUGGGCAAGGAGGUCUCCCUGGAAAAUGUACGCACCCUGUCGGAGGAGACACAAUUGGUAACCCCGCCCGCCUAUCCCGACACUCGUUCAUUGCCGUCCGAGAUCAACUUUUGGGACACGGAACGCGAUGGCAACUCCCUCUCAGCUAAAGGAUGCUUUCCCAUCUGGUCAGAACCGCUCAUCGGGCACUAUGGUGCCAUUGUCGACUCCCAAGCACAAUUGCGCGAGCUUGACAUGCUCCAGGCAAUCGUGGGUGCCGAGGAGCAGAGCAUCCUAGCUGCUCUCCAGGCCCUAGCCCGCCACAAAGACUGCGACGUUUGCGUGCACGACCUUAUACGUGGACUCCGAACGCGCGGCGUUCGCGCCUAUAAGGGUCUCCACACCGGAUUUCGUAUGCCCGAAGGUAAUGCCCAGUUCUGGGGCGUCUGCAAGAUAAGAGACGAGUCGGAUCCGGUGGGCAUCGACAUCUUUGUUUCGCAAAAUUCACCCAACGACGCGGCAGUUAUCCUUCACACUUGGCUUGCUCACCAUCAUAAGGAUCGUCUUGAAAAGUUUGAACACGAGGUCAUCCUUGAAAACGUCACGGGGUUGGGACAUGUUACCGGACUGCCCUCCACAAUCAGGACCGCGCUGGACACGGCUACACCUGCCGAGGUGCUUCUCCUCCUCCAGAAGCUCCGUCUUUCCCAGUCCAAGAACCGGUUAGCCGACGCUAUUGGUGCAUACGCGACGUUCAUUCUCAUCGAAGGCACCACCCAGUCUCACUGGAGGAGCUUGUGUGCGCGCACAUGCCUGGAUGGCACCCAAAGCACAGAAGACCUCCUCCGCCUGCGCCUUGAACACCAUGCUCGGCGGGGUGCUAAGCGACUUCCCGCACUCGAGGACCUCGUCUUUUUCCACGACCGCAUGGAAGAAGCCAUGGUCGAUGCGCUCUACAACGGGGACCACACUAUUCUGAGCAUGUUUACUCGGCCACUUAUUCACUGCUAUGGCAGAACACCCGCUCCCGGGGCCAACCCGCAGGGGGUCGACGUCGCCGCCGACUUGUUCGCUCUCAUCUUUUUUACCAUUCUCCGCCGUGCUGCGUUUGAGGACGUCUAUCUCGAGACCACCGACCGCUGUCCCCUCUUCGUCUCCCAUCCCGAUCAAGCCGCCGUCUUUGCUGAGUUGUGGACCCUCGGCUCACAAUGCGAAAGUUACUUUGGUCUCGUUCCCCAAGACAUUGGGAAGAUCAUCUACCACCGGUACAACAAGUCACUUGAAACUCUUGGUGCCCCAACGGUGCAUGAUCGCCAAACCAACGAGAUCAUGACAAUGUACGCUACCAUGGAUGCCGUCCCUGAACCUUCCCGGCAGGCCGUGCUCAAGACGCUGGCAGCAUCUUCCUCUACCCACCUCGCCCCAGGCGCGUGCGUUCAUGUCUGGAAGAUGCGGUUUGCAGCGGCUAGCGCCAUGUCUAUCUUUUGCUUACCAGCUGUCGCGGACAUUGUCCUGUUGACUUUCGUAGGGCGGGGCUUAUUCAUGACAGGCUUUAUGGACCCCCAGCACGUCCAAGUCUCCGUCUAUGCCAUCCUUGGCAGCCUGCUUCUUACGGCAGGUGUCACCGGCUGGGUUGGCAGCGGGGCUAGCUUCUACCUGCCCCACUACGCCUACGAUAACAUGGUCCACUUUCAUGUCCAGAGGUUGUCGGGAGGGUUUGUGAUUGCCGCCAUCGUCUCCACAUUGGGCUUCGUUGGCUUCACUGUCAAGAUCUCUGUUGCAUGUGGGUUGGUUUUUGCGGCGUAUAUGUUGGGCGUUUCGACCUACCUCAAUCUACUCGGCAUCAUGAGCACCAUGCACCAGCAAGGUAGUCCUCUUCCUUCGGGCCGCAUCGUCUUCCUGCAGUCAUUUUCCUUGCUCUUACUCUCUCCCCUGCUCUCGACCUUUGUCAAUGGUUACGACCUCGCCAUCUACCUCUCCGUCUUGGCCGCUGUCGCUGCCUACGAUCGCAGCAGCCAUCGUCGCAGCUUUUUUAGAGCGCCCAGGGGGGAGCUCUUGAACGACGGUCUUGUCGCGAAAGUUGCCGAGGCCUUGCCCUACAUUAAUUGGCUGCUCGAAAGGGGUGGUGGGGGCUACGACAUUCCCCAAGUCUUCUCCCCUGCCUGGUUUACCAAGGUCGGUGACGCCAUUCAUCAACAGCGGCAGCUGUCUCGAGGUCUCAAGGACCACAACGUUUUUGUCUUGUUCCGCCAUGCAAAAUACGAUAUUGGCCAAAACGUUGGGCUCUUUCUUGUUGCCCUCUUGGAUCGUUGGAUCAUGCUCGUCAUGAGUGCCCGCAAGCCCUAUCCGAGCAUCUACGUCGACCUUCGUUCUCGUUAUGGCUUUUGCUUUUGCCUUGGCUACUUUUGUCUCGCAUCCAUCAUCCUCGACACUACGCUGUACAAGUAUUGGGCCCUACGGGACACUCUGUCUGAGGAGAAGCUACGCCAUCUGGACGAUGCCAAGCGCGUCGCUGCCCACAUGGAGAAGGAACGCAGGAAAGCACUUGGCACGGCAUUGAUCGAUGUCUUCAGUAAGAUCCUCAUCGUCUUCGGCGUGAUGACUAUACUGCUCUGGCUCUUCAUCGACAACAAGGAGACAACAAUCAUGUACUACGGCUACUCCUUUGGGUACAGCUGCGUCAUUCUUUUCCAGUUCAACCGGUGCUUUACAACAAACGUGGCCGUACAUAUCAAGAUCAUCCUCUGCUCCGCGGCAAUCGGUUUUGUUGGUGGCUGUGUCAUUCACGCCCUGCCUUGGACCGUUGGCUUCUUGUACACCGACUUGCUUGCCCAGAACUUUGCUGGCGCUCUCGCCGCCAUUGGAACGACAUUGUGGUGUUACAAAGACUGGUGUGCCUCACCCUCGGUGCUGUCCUCCUCACCGUCCAGUGGCACUCAAACCACCGACCCUACCGUACACAUUCAACGAAAGGUCUUGGUCGACCACACUGUCGUUGAUACACCGCAGCACAAGAGUAACCUGCCCACGACAUUCACUGUUCCAAACGUCAUCAGUUGGGAUGGAACAAACACGUCUAACUUUGUAACCGAGCUCCUCUGUUUUUCUCGUCAAGAGGAUCUUUCGGGAACUGGGUCUGGAUGGCCCACGCAAGUUGCCGACACAACGCUUCGGAUGUGGGCCAGUGGCCGAGUCAAGGCAACUGUUCUCAGCCGACAACACUUUGCCGAAGCCGGUUUCAUGGAUGCUGCCUCACUCAGCUUCAAGAACGACGAGGCGACGCUCCAUAUUGCGGUCUGCUUCGCUGGCCAAACCCUAAUCGGUGUCACGCCACACCCCUCCCCGACCAUCCAACUUGCCCAUGCUAUUGCGGAGGCCCUUCUGUAUCACGUAGCUCACGUGCAACUUGGGCUCUCGAAGGAACAGGCGGUGUACGCGGAGCAUCUGAUCCCAGGCAACGAGUGUAUCUCCAAACGAAUCGAGGCCGAGUUUUGUUGCACCGAACCCGAUAGCAACGUGCUGGCUAUAUCCUCUCGCCGACUUUGGAUGGAAUUUACGAAGCAGCUGUGCCUUGGUAUCGACAUCAACAUCCAAUGGGAUAAUCUCCCUCAAUCUGUCCGCGAAGUCAUUGUCAGCCGCAUCAAUGGUCGGUCGAUUUGGAUUUCGAAAGAGUUUUUGGCGUGGACCUCUGAGGCCCGAGUUGACCUUGAGACAGUCGACUUCCACGCCAGACUUGCACUCGAGUUGCAUCAGAGGGGUGUCAAUCAGCGCAACACUACGGUCGGCGGCAACUCUUGCCCACGCUCCGUUUAUGGCGCUCCCGCUCUGCUAAAGCCCGCCACGAUCACCCGGAGGAGGUGGCCCUUGGGUAUAUUUCACCGCAUCUGGCACGCGGUCGUGAGAAUUCCCGUUCUUGCCAUCAAAUGGACUGCCAUCAUCACCGGUGGAAGCUCAAACGUAGAGCGUGAGCUCUUCUAUCUCCUCGACGGCUUGUACUUGCGACGCCCACUCCUUUACGUCAUCAUGCUGGUUUGGAAGGUUUGCUGGAUGAUUCGCAACUUCUGGAUACAUUGUUUGAUCAUUUCGCACCGCCCUUCAAUUGCCCACAUCACGAGGCUUGCGUCAAAAGGAGCCAAGCGCAAGAUCCACAAGAACCGCAUCGUGGUUGAACUCAAGCGGGCUUCCAUUACUGGUUUUGCAGCGCUUGACGACCACAACGCCAUGGUGUUGCAGGUGUACGGUGGCACCCCAUUGACCCUUCCUGACAAGGUUGAACCUCUAUUUGUGGCCACAUACGAUAGCGACUGCCGUCUUACAAGGCGUGUCGAAGCUGGCGGACGAACCUCGACGUACAAAUAUGGCCCCCUACGAUCCUCGCGUCAGCCCAUUAGCCGAGAGGUAGUCCACGAAGGGUUCCACAGCGUCGGGUCCUACGACAAGUACGGCCGCAUGGUCCAGGGCAGCCUGACCAUCGACAACGUCGCUCUGGGCUUCCAUUAUCACUACAAGUCCAACAGCAAGGGGAGCUCCAAUGUCCUCCGUGCCGACUACCAAGCUGCCGACACCGGCGACACCCUAUCCGUGUUCUGGGGCAAGCCGGUCGAUAUUGAGGACUACACCUGGGUCCCGUCUCAGAACGUAGGCCUCAUUAUUCGCCGGAUUGCAGGUAGGACAUGUAUGACCACCUACGAUUGGAGCCACCGACGCGAUCCCAUGGUUACGACUUUUCUUGAGCACGGUAACGGACAGCGGACCGUACUGGCCAACGCUCCGACGCUCUUGGCUAAUGAAGCGCCACUGCUCGACUGGCCCACGAAUCAGGCCUUUGAUAUGGACAAUCUGCUUGUUUACCAUUCACCUCUGCAUAUUCACCAGAUGCGACGUUACGCCAACGUCGACAAGGUUCCCGGGUUUUUAAACAUCCUCCGUCCUUCGGGAUGGGUGGCUCGCCUUAACCGGUGUAUCUACAACGAGGUGCCGACUAGUCGCAUUCGCACCGAGCUCUGGAGUAGGUGGUUGAAAGGCGGACUCGACGCCGUCACUGCGUGCUUCGUCGACGAGAUCAUCCUACGUGAGGAGCCCCUACUACGUGGAUACUGGCGCGCCCGUGAUAGUGGGCGACUCGACGACGCUGUCCGCGCCCUCGACGGUAAUAUCAGCCAGAUUGUCGCCGCUAUGGACAUCGAGAGCGACGUGUCUGAAGUGACCCUGCUGGCCAUUCGUACGUCGGACCUGUACGCCAUGGGCCUCAGCACGGACGCCAACACUGUCACGACGCGCCCCCAGGACUGCUACAACGACACCCAUGACCGUGUCUCGAUUAUUUUCAACGACGUUGGUUGUUGGCCCAACUCACCCGGUGGUGUGUCCAACUGUCGUCGGGAUCUGGUCAACGGGCACAGCACGAUCCGCAAUCAUGUUCUGGCAGAGUGCGCAAACGAGUACGGUAUUCCCCAGUUUCAGGUUGAAAAGGGGGUGCAAACGGUCAAACUGUUACCUCUUUGGGGUAUCGAUGGCGGCACAGCUCAGCAUGGCCUGCUUAAUAACCUCCUUCAAUCACAGGUCGACGAGAAGAUUGAUGACACGGAGCUCCAGCGCGACAUUGUCGGCACGUUCAUCCCGCUUCUAAACCAGUUUGUCAAGGGCUGCCGCACCAAGCGUUACACGUAUGCCAGCCUCGGCUCGCUAAGUAAGGUCUUCCUCUCCAUGGCCGACUACUACGAGCACAAGGACUACAUGCGCACCUGGAGGUCGCAGGAGGUUGAACAUGCCUGGGUUGCCGCUUGGCUCAAGCCGUACGAGGAUCCGAACAUUGCCGACCCAGCUCAUUGCUUUGACAUUGCCCGUCCGAGUUCGCUCGACUUUCGCCAAUCGCUCUACAUUUACCUGGCCUACUUUUUCAUCUUUGCUGUUGGCGUACCCGAACGCUGCCCACGCGUCUUCCAGAGCACCCACCACGGUAUCAGCAGUCUUUUCGGCAUGGUGCUCAAGUACCGUCGCGGCGUGACCUUCGGCAUCUGGGAUCACGCCAUCCUUUGGCGAGAGUGCUGCCUCAACUUCAGUGUGGCACAGUCUGAACUACCUGUGGCUGUUCAAUCCAUGCUCUUAUCUGGUAUUGGGUUGGCCACUCACCUUGCCUACUUCCACGCAGACGUAAUUCUCCCGUGUGCGACAGUGUUUAACCCCAUGUGGGAGGUUGAACUCGGAACAGACGGGUCGAACGUGGACCAUCGCAACCACUUUCGUCGCAAGAUCGAUCCAGUCGUCAACGGUAUCAGCAACAUGGACGCGUACAAGCCUGUCGACAAAGUUCGGACCGAUAUUCCGACAGUGGUCAUGUUAUCCAACAUUCAGUUUAUCAAGGGCAUCAAGUUGGCCAUCCAGGCGGCGGAUAACAUCGUAAACCAGUUCGGCUUUAAGGACUACCGUCUCGUAAUCUAUGGGGCUAAAGAUCGGCAGCCGGCGUAUGCUCUCCAGAUGGAGAAGCUCAUUGUCGAAAAGAACCUAGCUGCUCACGUCACCUUGGCCGGCUUUGGGAAUUCGAAAGAGGUGCUCAAAGACGCGUGGCUGUUCAUAAACUCGUCCAUCUCGGAAGGACUCCCACUCGCCAUCGGUGAGGCGGCGCUGGCCGGUGUCCCUAUCGUAGCCACGGAGGUUGGCGCUACCGCCCUCGUUCUUACCGACCCCGAAGACCAUACACAGCGUUACGGCGAGGUUGUGCCCCCCAAUGAUCCCAUGGCCUUGGCUCGCGCCCAGAUCAGCAUGCUCAGCAUGGUUGGCACUUGGGCGAAGUUUACUACUGCGCCGCAAGCAGGGUGCUCGUCCACUGCCUCCCCUGUCCUGCCUCAAGACAUCAUGCCCGAGGACGUCAAGUGGCUCACCGAACGAUUCUACGAGUACAGCACCGACCGUCGUAGGCUAGGCCUACUAUCGCGUGAAGUUGUGUUGCGCAGCUUUCACGGCUCGCGCUACAUCCGUGAACACGAGCAGAUGUACUGGAUCCAAUGGCAGCUCGCUCAACGGAGGGCUGAUCGUACCCUCGCGCCGCUACCUUUCAAGUUCAGCUGUGCAGAGCCGCUGCGCUACAAAGAGGGCGACACUUCAAUCUAG
Apiotrichum porosum is the source of this 7935-nucleotide messenger RNA. RefSeq lists its product as uncharacterized. Lineage: Eukaryota; Fungi; Basidiomycota; Tremellomycetes; Trichosporonales; Trichosporonaceae. The transcript has 3 exons. The record is from RefSeq and is a predicted model, not a curated record. Gene Ontology annotation, molecular function: glycosyltransferase activity. Bases 1 to 7935 code for a protein of 2644 amino acids.